Molecule: messenger RNA, 2316 nt
Organism: Grosmannia clavigera kw1407
Lineage: Eukaryota; Fungi; Ascomycota; Sordariomycetes; Ophiostomatales; Ophiostomataceae
Exons: 2
Coding region: 1-2316 (771 amino acids)
Source: RefSeq, a predicted model, not a curated record
AUGCCACCGAGCUACGAGGAGCUGCUGCGUCUGGUCGAGGCGGCCGAGGCACGCGCAGAGCAAGUACAGAUACGCGCAGAGCAAGCGCAGGUACGUGCAGAGAAAGAAAAGUUAUGCGCAGACCUGGAGAAGAUACGUGCAGACCAGGAGAAGGCACACGCAGAGAAGGAAAAGGUACACGCAGAGAAAGAAAAGAAACGCGCAGACUUGGAGAGGAUACGUGCAGACCAAGAGAAUGCACGUGCAGAGAAAGAAAAGGCACAGGCUGAACAGGAAAAGGCACGCGCAGACCUACAGGAGCGACGAGAGAAGCCAUCCUGCUUCGUCGACUACGUGCGCAAUACGGAGGAGAUCUUGUUCCGAACCUUUUGCAUCGAACCGGCCGUGACGGCGGUAUCCAAGACGGCAGGGUCGGCCAACACGACGACAAGUGUCAGCGCCAAGUUCUAUCCCAAGCGGCUGCGGCCGUGGGACUUUCACAAUGUCCAGCCGGCCUUGUUCGAGACGCUGGCUACCACGUUUGGCGACGAACCGUUGUUCCCUGCGUUGACCGACGUCGUGGGUGUUGGCCGCGACAUGGGUCCCGGACCUGCCGACGAGCAGGACUUGCGGUCGUUUAUCCGCACUGCCAUCGAAAAGCCAGCCGCGCGUGUUGUGACCGACCUUGGCCUAGGAGAGCCGUCACAGGCAGACGUCCCCGACCGCUGGUGUGUCGGCUACAAUCAUGACGGAAGUCUUGUACAUGUACUCGUCGGCGAGUACAAGGCCGCGCACAAGCUGCCUGCCCAAAAACUCUGCACCGUUCUCUCAAGGCCUCCAAAGGAAGACUUCUUUAUCCAAGCAGUACGGCAGAUGGGAAAGACAUCUAGUACAGAGUCCAGUACUGUAGCUGCUCCUCUACCAGCCAACGUAUCGCGUACUGCACCAACCAUCAACGAAGAGCAAGAGCUGGAAACCGAAGACAUAUUUGUUGCCCGUGUUAUCUGCCAGGCCUACCACUACAUGAUUGCUUCAGGCCUCGAAUUCGGGUACGUGGCGUCGGGCGAUGGUUUCAUCUUCCUCCGUGUCCUCGAAGACGACCCCCAAACCCUUUACUACUUUUGGUCUGUCUUUCCCGUUUCGUCUGUCCCAGAACAGAUAACGCACCAAGGCAACGACGAUGCAGGGAAUCUGGCCGUCAUCUUCCGAAAACCGCACCAGACGGCUUUGGUAUAUCUUGCAAGCCUUUGCAUGCUAGCUGUAAAGUCAGUUAUAAGGCCCAUGUCUUGGAUUGAUGCUCGCGAAAAAGACCUCAAGAGAUGGCCAGCACCGUACGACGAAGUGGUGCCUAUCUCGACAAUGGCUCUCCUACCACCGGCACUAGACCCACCCAACAAGGAUAAGGACUCUGGCGAGGACAACGGUCGUGCUGGCAGCGGUGGCAAAGGUUCUCGCGGCGAAAGCACAAAACGGCCGCGCUCCUCGUAUCUCUCAGAGUCCUCGCACUCCACGCAUACCUCAGACAGCACAAAAACGGCAAGCACACCCUUUACAAUUGAGCUGCCAACGCUGCCCUACUGCACCCAGGCAUGUCUCCACGGCCUUUGUAUCGGCGCACCUCUCGACUCUCGCUGCCCAAACGUGGCGCUACAUCGAGCAGCAAGGCCACAACAGUCACAACAGCUGCAACAAGAAGGCCACCCGCUCACGGCCGCAGAGGUACGUGGACGCAUCGUGGCCCAGCUGGCCCAGAACAUGGACAAGGACUGCGAAUGCCUCGAGAAGUGGGGAUUCUUUGGCGCAUACGGCGUUCUCUUCAAACUCGCCGUCAUCGGCUAUGGCUACACCUUUGUCGCCAAGGGCGUCCAGGCCCCUCACCGCCACGUUCUCGAGGGCGAGGCGGAUGUCUACACGGCCAUGGCUGCCUACCAAGGCCGCCUCCUUCCCGUCUUCCUCGGUCUUGUCGACCUCGAGCGGCCGCUGCCGCUGCACAGUUUGGCCCGCGUGCCACACCUGAUGCUGCUGUCGUAUGCCGGGCCGCCGCUGCCGCACGACAUGGACUGGGAGCCAGAGGCGAAUCGCACGACGGCCGAGCUUAGGGCCGCGGGCCUGUGCAACGAAGAUGUGCGUCCGGCCAACCUCGCGUGGAACAAAGAGGCCGGCCGGAUGAUGCAGCUCGACUUUGACCAGGCUUCUGUGCAGCUACCGAAGCGGCAGGCACUGCUGCGCUCGCCACUCUUGGCGAAGCGAGAGCUGAACGCUGCGCACGACGACGGAGGCGAGCGUGGCGAACUUCCGGCCGUGAAGCGUGUGCGAUAUGGACGUAUUAUGGGCUAG